Oppiella nova is the source of this 3104-nucleotide messenger RNA. The record is from the annotation of a GenBank genome assembly. Lineage: Eukaryota; Metazoa; Arthropoda; Arachnida; Sarcoptiformes; Oppiidae.
GUUUUAUGAGUUAAGUACAGUAUUUGCAACAAAAUAACUUCAAAAAUACAAUAAAUUAGUUUCAAUAAUACUUUAGAAAUAUGCUUGUUAUAAUAAUCGGUGGUAUAUGCAUAGCAUUGGCAUUAUUUUACUAUCAAAGGGUUAGACGGAUGACAAUAUUGGAAAGGCAUGGCAUCCCAGGCCCUAAACCGCACCUCAUAUUUGGAAAUAUGUUUGACUAUAACACUCGGGGCUAUAAUGAGUGCUACGAUGAGUGGAAGACCAAGUAUGGCCGGGUAUUUGGCUAUUAUUUGGGCGCAAAGCCAUUCAUUGUGGUAACGGAUCCGGAACUGUUGAAACUGAUCCAAAUCAAAGAGUUUCACCACUUUUCGCACCGGCCAUACAUUAUUCCCGGUGGUAUAUACAGGAACUGGAAAUAUCACCAAAUGGUAACUCGCGUGGAGUCGUUUCGGUGGAAGAAGAUGCGGACAAUACUGAGUCCGUGGUUCAGUUCAUCGCAACUCAAGUCAGUCGUCCCCAUAAUCAACGUCUGCAUCGACCAUAUGAUGGCCAAACUGGAGGCCAACGCCGGCGACGGACACGACUUCAACAUAUACUCGCUUCUGGAGGGUCUCACGAUGGACACCAUCGAUAGGUCGGCCUUCAGUAUACGCACCGACAUUCAGGACCAGUUUGAGGGCAACCCUCUGAUUGAGGCCACGAGAGGCGUCUUCUCCAUCAAGCCGUCCGACUUCUUGGCCUCACUAUUGCUGUGUUUACCGGAGUUUUCGGUGAUAAUCAAUAUUCUUCGUGAUAUCAGCGAAUGGUUCAGUGAUUACUUCGGCAACUCAUCGCACGGACUGCUACUAAAGGCCGGGCGGACUAUACUCGACAAUAGGCUCGAAGCCAUUCGCAGUCAGACUAACGACAUGUCGGGCGCCGGAAGGAAAGACAUGUUGCAGUUGAUGGUCGACGCGCGCGAUUCUAAUGGGAGUACUGAUAGGGGAACGGGAGAUAAGUCGCUAACGGAUGUCGAGAUCAUAGCCAACACUAUUGUGGUUCACGAGGCGGCCUACGAGAGUCCGGCUAACAUACUGGCCUUCAUUAUACAUAAUUUGAUUCAAUACCCGGAUAUACAGCGAAAACUAUGCGAUGAGAUCGACGGCCUGUACGCCAGGGACGGCCGGUUUGACUAUAACGUGAUGUCAGGCCUACCGCUAACCGAAGCGGUGGUGUGCGAGACGUUCCGUCUGUUCCCGACGGACACACUGUUCACGAGUCGAGCGCCGGAUAUGGACUACCGGUUCGGCGAACACGUGUUGCCGAAAGGGGUGGACAUACGGAUACCGACGUUUCAGUUGCACCGGGAUCUCGAGCUCUGGCCACAGGCGCUGCAGUUUAAUCCCAUGAGGUUUAUGGACAAGGAGUCUACAAUUGAUUCGGUGGUGUACCAGCCCUUUGGUGUCGGUCCCCGUAUAUGCCCGGGUAAACGGUUUGGGUUUCUCGAGAUUAAGCUAGUGUUGGCUAAAUUGCUGCAUAAUUGGGCGCAAAUCGAGAUCCACACCAAUGAGGGUCAACCCGAUAGCCAACAGGCCUACUAUGCUGGUGUGGUAGAGGGCUACCUGACCCACGAGCUAAUCGCAAAUCAUUACCACAACAAACUUCACGACUAUUUUGCCGACGACUCUGGCUAUGAGUUACGACUCAAACAAUUCAUGGACACAAACCUCGAGUUUAUGGCCAAACAGGUGCACACCUACCGGUCCACUGAUCCCUAUUGGCAUUGUGUGGCACUAGUACUCGAACAGAUCACUGGCCUUCAGGAUGGCUACGAUUGGCGUACGAGAGGUCACCGGCCAUUGGGUCCGCGCAUUGAUAUCCGGGUCUUUCAAGAGGUGUUUCUAUUGAAUCUGAUCCCAGACUUGGAUGUGUUGGAGGAGGUGUUGCGCAAGAAGUGCGUCGACAGACUGUUAGGCGAAGGCAAGUGCUCGGCGAUUGUCAAACCCCUGGCCGACGGCACCGACCUAUUGGUGGCGCAUAACAUGUGGUCAACGUAUCACUCGAUGUUACGAUUGGUUAAGAAAUACGACUUUCGCUACCAUAUGCUGCCCAACAGUAAUACCGGCGCUACUAAUGGCUUGAUUCCGGGUCACUGUAUGGCUCAUACAUCAUAUCCCGGAGCCGUACUAUCGUUAGACGACUUCUACAUUACAUCCGCCGGACUGGUAGUACAGGAGACGACGUUUGAGAUCCUAAACAACGAGACUCUCUGGGAAUCAGUGAAACCGGAUUCAGUUCUCGAGUUUAUCCGCGUUUUGGUGGCCAAUAGGCUGUCCACAGGGGGCGCCCAAUGGGCACAGGUAUUCAGCCGCUAUAAUAGCGGUACGUAUAACAGCCAGUUCAUGGUUGUCGACUACAAGCUGUUCCGCACGGGUACGACACCGGACCAGUUGGCCGACAAUACCCUCUGGAUCUGCGAACAGCUACCGGCGCUCAUUCGCAGCCAGGAUAUGACUGAACACCUGCGGCGCCACCACUACUGGCCCUCAUAUAACGUGCCGUUUUUCGACAAUAUCUACACUAAUGGCGGUUAUCAUGAGCUGACCCACAAGUACGGCGACUACUUCUCGUACUACCGGUGCCCGAGAGCGCAGAUAUUUAGUCGCGACCACAGCUCAGUGCGCGACACGACUUCCCUCAUGCGUCUCAUGCGCUCCAACGACUACACCGUUGACCCCCUGUCCCGGUAUCCGGACUGUACGCCCGGGUAUUCGGCGGACUUGGCUAUCGCCGCCCGAAACGACUUGAAUGAUCCGGACGGCCGGUACGCCAUACCGGUGCUCGGGUUCAGAGCCCGGGGUGCCAUCGAUGCAAAGGUUACGGGCAAUGAUAUGGUGCGCGCGUACGGUAUGUAUGCUGUGAGCGGACCCACACAUCUGUCUCAGCCACCGUUCCAGUGGUCGACCACUCGGGUGUCAGGCGUACGACACGAGGGACAGCCCGAUAAGUGGCACUUCCCUCCCGUAACUGUGGACUGGCUUUUCAUCUUUGGCAACUACUUAGUCGUUUGCGAUCCCAUUCCUCACCGCAACCAUCGGUACUCUGUGUCGUCUCACGAGAAGUGA